This is a messenger RNA of Clupea harengus (Atlantic herring), 6173 nucleotides long. RefSeq names its product shisa family member 8b (gene shisa8b). Gene Ontology annotation, cellular component: AMPA glutamate receptor complex; dendritic spine membrane; postsynaptic membrane. The record is from RefSeq and is a predicted model, not a curated record. Gene Ontology annotation, biological process: regulation of AMPA receptor activity; regulation of short-term neuronal synaptic plasticity. Lineage: Eukaryota; Metazoa; Chordata; Actinopteri; Clupeiformes; Clupeidae.
GGAUGUGAACGCUACUACUCUCACUCGCUCUCCUCCUCUCUCUCUCUCUCUCUCUCUCUCUUUCUCUUUCUCUGUGUGAUGCACUAAAGUGGAGUGCAGACUGCUCUGUCAUACAAGAGGGGAUUUUCAUUUGGAUUCAGAACUGUUGCUUUCUUUUUUUUUUCUCCCCGGAGCUUAACACCGGCACCCUGAGCAGCAAUAACUGGAUUUAAAAAGAGCGAAGCACCUGUUUGAGCCUUUACCUGUCUUUGACGUUCUCGGGAUAAUCUAGAAGUGAAAGAGGGAGGAAAUAUAGUCGAAAACUGUGGAGGUGAGGAUGUUUUUCCUGGGAAAGGGACGGAACUUAAACACAAGUGCGGGAGAGAGGACUGUUAGGGGAUUUACAUUCAGGUCCAUGAAGAAUUCUGAAGUGUACUUUAAAGGUAAACAAGACAAAUGUGUUUUUAGUGAGCGGUACUGAGAAGGCUACGGUAAGGCAGUAGCGUUGAAGUGACAACUUUCUCAGGGAUGCUCUGACUGAGAUCAAUUUUGACGUGAGAUGAGUCGUUCAGUAACCCGAAGAGGCUGCUUUUCUGUUGAAAUUUGCUGAGGGGCUAAUGCCUUAUCUCUAAUUUUUGAUGUUUUUUGGAUGUUGAGCAACAAGGAUAUUAAAUUAUGUAAGUUUUUUUGUAAAUAUUAUUUUGGCUUUGCAUUACUCAUCUGACAUUUUCAACUAUGUGAGUAAUAUUCCCGCUUGGAAAACCAUUUCUGAGCUUGUGUCAUCGUAUAAUUAAAACAUCAUCAUCUUCAUCAACAACAACAACACCACCAACAACCGUAAUGAGGAAAAGACUGAACGUCUCUGGGGAGGAAUUUUGAUUUUCAGGUGGACCAACACCGCUUAAAAAAACACACUUACUAACCCCUUGCUCCUUUUACCCCCUUCAGGGAUCUCUCUAUUGGUGAAUUGUGAACUGUGUGUGUUUAAGGGUGAUGGGGAUUAGAAUGAUGUCUGACUCUGUGCUGCUCCGAGUUCUCCUCGUGUCCCUACUGGGGUGCGCGUCCCUGGCCCAGGAGGACACCACCACCGACCUGGACAUGGCCGCCACCACCAAUCAAACGGACGUGGCUUCCUUCACUCCGGCGACCACCGAGUCGGUGGACGACUCCCUUUUGACCCUGACCACCCCCACCGCCGCCGAGGUGGAGGAGGACACGGUCCCGACGACGGGCAUGCGUUGCCGGGGUUACUACGACGUGAUGGGCCAGUGGGACCCGCCUUUCAACUGCACGGCGGGCGUCUUCCUGUACUGCUGCGGCACCUGCUUCUACCGCUUCUGCUGCCAGUUCCGCCAGCAGCGGCUGGACCAGACUUCCUGCUCCAACUACGACACGCCGCUCUGGGCCAACACGGGAAAGCCCGAGGCCGCGGUCACCGACCCGAUGGAAGUGGAGCGCGACCGCACCCACAUGAUCGUCUACAUCAUCUGCGGCGUGGUGGCCAUCAUGGUGCUGGUGGGCAUCUUCACCAAGCUGGGGCUGGAGAGGAGCAGAGGGGGGCAGAAUGACCUGAGCAACACCAGGACCCUGCAGGAGCUGCUGAAGCAGCCGGGAGUAGAAGUGAACACAGUGGACAGCAACGUGAAUAACCACCCCUCCCACGGGGCCAACGGCUCCGCCCGGAUGCUGCGCAGCCGGAGCGAGCAACACCAUCUCAGCAGCGCGUAUACUCCGUUUGGACACACCAUGGGCUUCCCACACCACCAGAGAGACCUCAGCAUGUCGGGCCUCAACAAGUACACCUCCCUGAAGGCCGUGGCCGACACCGCCGCCCGCAGCUACUACAAGAGUUACCCUCUCAUGGACUUCACGCAGUACCAGGCGCAGUACCAGGCGCAGCCCGUGGCCUUCCAGCCAAUCCCCAUGCACUUCAAAGACAAGUCCUACCUCCACCGGGCCGUCCCCACCCACGACAUCCACGGCCCGCUGUCCAUCGCCAUCCCCCAAACCCACCUGGAGAGGGCCCGCAUGCCCCGGACCACCACCCACCCCCUGCUCUGCAGCUCGGCCUUCCGGGCCUGGGACUCCUCGGGCAGAGGUCACGUCCAGAGGCAAACCUCACACCCGGGCCACCAGGCGCACCCGGGGCACCAGGCGCACCAGGCGCGUCGGCAGACCUAUGCCAGCAGGAGGCAGUACAGCAUAGAGGCCUUGCACGAGCUCUUUCCCCACUCCGUGAGCUACGGGAGCCAACUGUCCCACCACUAUCAACCCAGGUACAAGGGCUACACCACCAACAGCAAGACAGAAGUCACUGUGUGAAAAAAGAGAGGGAGGGUAUUUCCCAGCCAGGAUGGGAUGCUGUGGAAAAGUGCUCAUUGGUCAGUGUGACAAGCUCCACAGUGGAUCUCGCAGGCAUUUACAAUAAUGACGAGAAUGAAACAGGACACUCGCUCUUCUCUUCUCUUCUCUUGUUUCGCCCUGGUGUUGGUCCUAUCCACUGUGCGUCAGUCCCCUUCAGGCCAUUUCUUCUUCCUCUAGCUCUCUCUCUCUCUCUCCUCUUUCUCUCUCUCUCUUUGUCUCUCUGCACCAACAGGCACCACACUCUCGUCCCCCUUCAGUGUGGUGAGGUGUGUUUCAUUUUCAGGUCGUCUGGCGCCACAUGAGACAGUUCCCCCUGAGGCCACAUUAACUCAAUGAGGAUGACGCCACCAUCACAUCAGCUUCAAUCAGACCGCCCCCCCCCCCCUCUCCUCCCCCAUAUACACCCAUACACAAGAGAGAGAGAGAGAGAGAGAGAGAGAGAGUAAGAGAGAGAGUGAGACUGAGAGAGAAAAGCAGAGACAGAACUCCAGUGUGGUGAUGGCCUCCCCAAAAAGGAGAUAAAUGAAUACAAAAUAUUCCCUCUUGUUCUCUAUUCACUGUCUGGACAGACAGAGGGCAGGGUGGAAGUGCAUCUCGUCAAGCAUGUCUGCUCAUAUCCGAGCGCGUCUCUGUAUGACCCUGCUGCAGGUGUGUGUGGCAGACUUUGAGCAGAGGGGAGGAUGUGAUGUGACGUGCUAUUUUUGUCCCUCGGAAAUGUCUGAUGCGGAUCUCUGUAUUUUUUUUAUUGAUCUAUUUAUUUAUGUAUUUAUUUAUUUGUUAUUUUAUCUGUUUAUUUGUUUGUUAAUUGUGAUGAUGGGUCAAUGACAGGGCACAUGUUUAAAGUGAUGGGAAAUACAACCAACCAGAAACAGGCUCACGAAUCAUAAGUCAUCAUGAAUCAUCAGAGACAACAGGACACUUCUAACCAUCAUAACCCACUUUUUUAUUCACUAUCUUGGGCCAGACAUUAAGACAGCAGCUGUGAUGUCUUCCCAGUUCGAGUAUUUGGUGUGUUUAGUGUAAGCACAGGGCUGUAUACCUGAAAGCAUGUGGUGUUUCGAUUUCCUGUCUUGCACAUCCUGCUUUCACACUUUCAAAUGUAACAAAGGCAAGCUAAGACAACAGCUAAAACUAUGUCAGAGUUUUGCAGGCUUAACCUCACUGCCACACUAUAAAACGAUGAGUUAACCACAAAGCUAAGCUAAAGCUAGUAGCUUUUAGCUUCCUUGGCAUUGACAAAGACAGCAGGCUUCUAGUUUCCUUCCUAGCACAACCGACCUCCAACUAACAUGGUGCACAUCCAAGUGAAACAUUUCAUGAUUACAUUACAUUUUGUGGAUUUAAUGCAUUUUACAAAAUGGAUAUAACAGAAAAAUGUACCAGGUAUGACAGGCUUUGACCACUCUCUGAAUGAAGUGUUAGAUUUUAGGAGUCUCUUACAGUAGUUAUUGAGUACCUUUGCAAAUCCCUUAAUAACCACUCUCAAUGGCCAUUCAAACAUUUAGUCGCUGAUGUCAACAACAUGAUGUAGUGAACUAAUUCUUCAAAUCUUAAAGUUGGUACUUCAAUGAGAGGCAGACGACCAUAUUUUUGUAAGGUUUCGCCUCUCCUUGACUAGUCUGCAUCUCUUAUCCAGAGACCCCUCCAUGAAUACUUGGCUGUCCCCAGCAGGCCUUUCUGCUUGACCUUACAAGACACUCAUCUCUGCACUCGGCCCUCUUUGCCUGACCCUACAUGACACUUGUCUCUGCACACGGCCCUUACAGCCUGACACUUGUCUCUUGGCAAAACUGCUCCAUGUUCACCACACCACUCUAUUACAACCAUUAACCAUUAUAAAUACAAAUGUCAGCAUUAUGAAGUUGUCCAACUGAAGGGUUAUCAAAUUGAAUAACUUCUGUACAAUCUGUACCAAUCUCAUUUUCUUUUUCUUAUUUGCAUAUUUCUAUCCCUCUCCAAACUCACCGCCUUCAAGCAUCUGAAUCCACACUUUCAUAAUCCAAAGGAUAGAUUGGUAGAUUGCUCUGAUUCACACACACAGAUGUUGAGGGAGAAAGGUCAAGCCUGUUGUGUGGAGGACCCUCACCUUGGUAGAUUACUACAGUUGAAGUCUGUAGUUGAUCUGUUUUGACCUCAGUUUGAUCACCACCCUAAGGAUAGAUUCAAAGCCUCUAGCAUCUCAUAACCGUUACCUGACACUCACACAGAAGCCAGAAAUGACAACUGAUUCGUUGGAAUUCCACGCUGGCUAGAGGUGCCUAAGUUAUUCAGAGUGUCUCACACAGUAUUGGUUUUAUAGGACGGGUAACGAAACGGGUAACGAAACGGGUAACGAGAUAUCAAGAAUGUAUCGGAAGGGCAAAGGCAAUACUUCCAUUUAAUUUCAUCAUGGUAAUGUCAGCAUAAAAAUAGAAAACUUUCAGAAUGACCUGGUCAGUUGGAGACAGCUGAAUUGCAGGGUGUAAGACCAACACUGCUAUGUGCAAUAACUGUGUAAUGGGGAAGGCCAUUAAGGUAAGAUGUUCUUUAGGCACACCUUGUUAGUGUGGCACAGUUUUUAGCUGUCGAUAAACUCAGUUUGAGAAGCCAAAGGGGAUAGUAGUUUAGAGUGAAAAGCACAUGUUUGGAGGCCUGCCUUCACAGAGUUUAUAAGUUUAUGUACCUACACAGUUCUGAUAUAUAUAUAUAUAUAUAUAUUGAAAUGUUAAUCUUUCAAGGGUGUAUGUACCUUCACCAGUGUUUCUUUUUCCUGGAGACUGUGCAUAUUUCUGACCCAAAGAUGACCCAAUGUAACGGUUGUGUUUUCAUUGUCUUGACUUCUCUCAAAGCACAUGUUAUAUUUAUCCUCGUAAACAUGAUUUGUAUUUCAGUGUUCAACUUCCCAACGCAUAUAUUACAAAGGACCACAAGCUAACAAACCUGGAAUGCACCUCAAACUAAUUAUUUGAAGUAGGGGGAGAGUGGGGUAAGAUGAGCCAUCACCUGUAUCUGGGCAACCAUACAUCAUUUUCAUCUUACUGUGGAGGAAAGGUGGUAAACGUAUGUUUUCCACACUAGAAAAAACCCACUUGUUUUCCUAUCAGUUUUAUUUGUAUAGGCAUUUGUAAGUAUAAUCAGUCUAACAUUAAAAGUAAUUUAUCUCAGUUUUAUUAUUUCAGUUUUUCUAAGAUAUGUUGAUGAACUUGCAGUGUGUAAAAACAUAUGAGUGAAUAAGCUAAAGUGUAGCUCUGGGUUGCUAGUCCCAAAAUGGUGGCUGUUGGGCAAAAUGAGACAGAGCCUUGGGGGUGAGUUCAACCGGUGGUUCAUCUUACCCCCUCUUGUUUACAUGACAUUAAGUCAAAUUUUUAGUGUUUAAAUAAGUGUUGCAUCCAAACAAUGAAUAACUGACAUACUAUUUCAUAUUUUAGAUGUAGAAUAACAGCUGUCCACGUAAUUACAGAAGAAAACAGAUAGGGGCUCCAUAGGCAUACGCUUGUAGCCCUAGUUUAUGUUGUGGAUGACGUAGAAUGAUCACUCUUAAUUUAUUUGCCAUUUUGAAUAACAUUUUCCGUACAUAUGUGACAUGUUAGUGUUUAUGUCAUUGGCUACAGAGUUUAUACGGAUUAUACGGAUAUUCAAGACAAGGGAUGAAUCUGCUUAAUACACUAUUUAGUAACCGUUUCCUCCGAUGGCUCAAUUUACCCCCAACGUGGGGCAAGUUCAGCCACAAGAACAUUUUUUUGGGGGACCCCAUAUUUUGUUGUCUAUUUGAUUUAGGCACACUGUUUAAGCAAUAUAGUACGAGUGCGAGUGGGGUAGGUAAGGGAUAUUCCCACGGGUGGUGUUCGGCC